GAAGGGGGUGGAGGUGCUGGUGGAGGUGGUGCGGGAGGAGCCGGAGUAGGAGGAGAAGGUGCCGCCGGAGACGGAGACGGACGCCGUGUGUUUGCUUUGUUUAUAGUUUUAGUGUAAACAAUUGCGAACGGGAAAACCAAUUCCACGGCAUUUAUGUAUGUACGUGUUCGAGAAAAAUCGAAUCUGGAAAAUGCCCAAAAAUGUUCGAUUGCAUUUGAAAAAGAAACUAUUGAACGUUGAGAAAAUUGGGGCGGGGGGUGAAUUUAAAUGAUCAUUAAGUUCCAAGAUCACUUACUAAAUGCAAUUAUAGACAAUGUAAUUUAUGAGCAUUGCACUGAAAUUAGUAAACAGUUUUUGAAAAAAAUUAAUUUGUUGCAGUAGUAAUAUUACUAUAGUAAUAUUUUUGAUAGGUUCUUAUAAAUUGGUGAACAAAACUAGCUAGAUAUUGAUUUUUAAACUAAAAUAUAACCUUUUAUGGUUAGAACUUUCUACAGUUACAGUCUACAGGUUUCUCAUUGUAGAUGACUCUAUUGUCUACUAGCUUAUAAUAUUUUAAAGGAUUUUAUGUUUCACAACAAUAAUUUAUAAAAUAUACAAAUAUUCCUUAACAUAUAUUCAGUAUAUUCCGCUGACGACGUUAAGCAAUGAGAGCCUCCCUCCAGAGCACACAUAAAUUAAAAAUCUCAAUUGCAGCCAAAAAAAAAAAACCAAAAAAACGAAAUUGCAAUGGGAGAUGGCAGAUGGGUCUGGGUUUGGGUAAGAAGCUUGCUCUUUAAUUAAUUCUUAGAACGGGUUUCAAGUAAAUGCCCCGCAAAGUCACAAUGUACAACACCAUUCUGUGUGUAUGUAAUCGUCUGGAUAUUGGGAGAUAACCGGUAAACAACGAGGUGACCAGCGAUUUCAAUUCCAAUUCCAUUUAUAUUUUUGGGAAUAUAAAAGAGCUGUCUGCGCCGCCACCAAGUCAAAUCAAAGUCAGCUUCCCAUCCAGAAACAUCAGAAUGUUCAAGAUCGUCUUCAUCUCGUUGGCCGUGUGCCUGGCUGUGGUUCUGAGUGCCCCAGUUGACCAUGUGGCCUCCAGCACCCAGCCACCGAUUGCCAUAUUAGAGUCGUCUCAUGAGAAGCACGAGGAUGGCUCCUACAACUUCUCCUACCUGGGCGAGGACGGCACUCACCGGCGCGAGGAGGCGGUGGUCAGGAACCAGGGCACCGAAAACGAAUACCUCGAAAUCAGCGGCUCCUACUCCUACUUCGAUGCUGAUGGUAAAGAGGUGACCGUGACCUACAAGGCCGAUGACCAUGGCUUUGUUCCAGAGGGAGGCGCCAUCCUGCCACAAAUCUCGGUGGCUGCCAAGCAAGUAAGCGAGCAGGUUUCUCAGCCUGAUCUGGAAUAUGUAAAGCCCCCUAAGGUCUAAUAAAAAAUGGAUUUAAUUCAAA
Molecule: messenger RNA, 1434 nt
Organism: Drosophila ananassae
Lineage: Eukaryota; Metazoa; Arthropoda; Insecta; Diptera; Drosophilidae
Gene: Cpr78E
Product: endocuticle structural glycoprotein ABD-5
Exons: 2
Coding region: 999-1412 (137 amino acids)
Cellular component (GO): chitin-based extracellular matrix
Molecular function (GO): structural constituent of chitin-based larval cuticle
Source: RefSeq, a predicted model, not a curated record